Messenger RNA from Trichomycterus rosablanca, 807 nucleotides. Its product is annotated as protein qua-1-like. The coding region runs from base 1 to 807 and encodes 268 amino acids. The transcript is spliced from 2 exons. Lineage: Eukaryota; Metazoa; Chordata; Actinopteri; Siluriformes; Trichomycteridae. The record is from RefSeq and is a predicted model, not a curated record.
AUGCAAAAACACAAAGAUAAAUCCAACACGGUCGUCAUGUUCGUGGACAGUGAUGAUGGUAAUGGUGAUGAUGGUAAUGGUGAUGAUGGUAACGGUGAUGAUGAUGGUAAAGUUGAUGAUGAUGGUAAAGGUCAUGAUGGUAAAGGUCAUGAUGGUAAAGGUCAUGAUGGUAACGGUGAUGAUGGUAAUGGUGAUGAUAACGGUGAUGAUGAUGGUAACGGUGAUGAUGGUAACGGUGAUGAUGGUAACGGUGAUGAUAACAGUGAUGAUUAUGCUGAUAACGGUGAUGAUGGUAACGGUGAUGAUGGUAACGGUGAUGAUUAUGCUGAUAACGGUGAUGAUGGUAACGGUGAUGAUGGUAACGGUGAUGAUGGUAACGGUGAUGAUGAUGGUAAAGUUGAUGAUGAUGGUAAAGGUCAUGAUGGUAAAGGUCAUGAUGGUAAAGGUCAUGAUGGUAACGGUGAUGAUGGUAAUGGUGAUGAUAACGGUGAUGAUGAUGGUAACGGUGAUGAUGGUAACGGUGAUGAUGGUAACGGUGAUGAUAACAGUGAUGAUUAUGCUGAUAACGGUGAUGAUGGUAACGGUGAUGAUGGUAACGGUGAUGAUAACAGUGAUGAUUAUGCUGAUAACGGUGAUGAUGAUGGUAACGGUGAUGAUGGUAACGGUGAUGAUGGUAACGGUGAUGAUAACAGUGAUGAUUAUGCUGAUAACGGUGAUGAUGGUAACGGUGAUGAUGGUAACGGUGAUGAUUAUGCUGAUAACGGUGAUGAUGGUAACGGUGAUGAUGGUAACGGUGAUGAUGGUUAG